Molecule: messenger RNA, 1286 nt
Organism: Ixodes scapularis (black-legged tick)
Lineage: Eukaryota; Metazoa; Arthropoda; Arachnida; Ixodida; Ixodidae
Product: procathepsin L-like
Exons: 7
Coding region: 22-1050 (342 amino acids)
Biological process (GO): immune response
Cellular component (GO): lysosome
Molecular function (GO): cysteine-type endopeptidase activity
Source: RefSeq, a predicted model, not a curated record
AAUUCUUGAAACUGGUUCAAAAUGAGCACCAUUUGGCUAUGUGCGUGUCUCUUACUUAGCUUCAUUUGUCACCUGAACGCCGUCUCAUACGAGGAGUGGGCUCGGUCGCAAUGGCUAGAAUUUAAAGCAAUGCACGGAAAGAAUUACAGCAGUCCGAUAGAAGAGACGCUACGAAAGAAGAUAUUCUUCGAAAACAGAUACAUGAUUGCCCGUCACAACGAAAAGUAUGCCAAGGGGCUGGUGUCUUUCUCUCUCAAGAUGAAUGGCUACGGCGACUUGCUCCAGGACGAAUUCGUGAGCAUGAUGAACGGCGUAAAAUCGGGUUCUCCGGCGUGGGACGAACGCACCAACGGGUCGACAUUUCUUCCGCCCGAACACCAACCGACGCCGCCUCCGAAAGAAGUAGACUGGAGAGCUACCCUCGUGACGGAAGUCAAGGACCAGGGAACGUGCGGAGCUUGCUGGGCCUUCAGCACUACCGGGUCCCUGGAGGGCCAGUACGCGAGGAAGACCGGCAGACUGGUGUCCCUGAGCGAGCAGAACCUGGUGGACUGCUCGGACGAGUUGUACAACAACCACGGCUGCGCGGGAGGCCUUAUGGACCGGGCCUACGUGUACAUCUUCGUCAACGGGGGCAUCGACACCGAGGAGUCCUAUCCGUACGAAAUGAAGCAAGGCAAGUGCCGCUUUCAGAGGAAGGACGUCGGCGCCUCUCUGACCGGCUACGUGAGAAUCGUACCCCGAAACGACGAGAAGCUCCUAGAGAAAGCCGUGGCCUUCCUGGGUCCGGUGUCCGCGGCCGUGUUCGCCAAACUACCCAACUUCCGCUUCUACGCCGAAGGUGUUUACGACGACCAGGGAUGCAGCGAUUUCGAUGUCGACCACGGCGUGCUCAUCGUGGGGUACGGAACAACGGAGAAGGGUCAGAAUUACUGGCUCAUUAAGAACAGCUGGGGCACAAAGUGGGGGGAUCACGGUUACAUGAAGCUUGCGAAGGACGCCAACAACGUGUGUGGAAUCUCCAGCCUGGCCAGCGUCCCGCUUGUGUGACGCACGCAGACGGUCGGCUAUGCCUCCCUGGUGCUUCGGCCGUGUGGAGUGCCAGGAGCAGCCAGAACCUCAAAAAUGAACACGUCCACGACCGUUUCUGAAGGGUCAAUAGCAGCUGAACCCGGAUCGCCGGCUUUUUCACUACGUCCUCUGGAUGUCGCUUUUGCUGGUUGUACGUGUUGUGUUGUAACUAGUAAAUAAUAAAUAACACGAUCGGACCGAUGCAGUACCAUAAA